Melozone crissalis (California towhee) is the source of this 3310-nucleotide messenger RNA. It is a transcript of the gene HSPA12A, whose product is annotated as heat shock protein family A (Hsp70) member 12A. Bases 236 to 2236 code for a protein of 666 amino acids. The transcript is spliced from 13 exons. The record is from RefSeq and is a predicted model, not a curated record. Lineage: Eukaryota; Metazoa; Chordata; Aves; Passeriformes; Passerellidae.
CCUCCCCCGGGGUGGGCAGCGCAGCUCCGCCGCCGGCCCGUGCCCCGGCGAGCGCGGCGGGAGCGGGCCAUGUCGGAGGCGGAGAGCGGUGCCGCAGGCCCCCUUUAGGUACUGGAAGGUGCUCUGAGGUCUCCCUGGAGCCUUCUCUCCCAGCCUGUCUGCACAGCAGAGGUGCUCCAGCCCUGUCAUCAUCUCUGUGGCCUCCUCUGGAGCUGCCCCAGCUCAUCUGUGAAACAUGAGUGCCGAAACAGAUGCAGUUUCCACAUCUGCUUACUCAUCACCAGCCAAAAGCUUGGGAGACCCUGGAAUAACUCCCCUGUCUCCAUCACACAUUGUGAAGGACUCUGAUGCAGAGGAUGCUGUAGAACAGUUAUUUCUUGUUGUUGUGGCUAUUGAUUUUGGCACAACUUCCAGUGGCUACGCCUACAGCUUCACCAAGGAGCCAGAAUGUAUUCAUGUAAUGAGACGAUGGGAAGGUGGAGAUCCAGGUGUUUCCAACCAGAAGACCCCAACCACAAUCCUCCUCACACCAGAGAGAAAGUUCCAUAGCUUUGGCUAUGCAGCAAGAGACUUCUACCAUGACUUGGAUCCCACUGAAUCAAAGCACUGGUUGUAUUUUGAGAAGUUUAAGAUGAAGCUGCAUACCACUGGUAAUCUUACCAUGGAGACAGACCUGACAGCAGCAAAUGGCAAAAAAGUCAAAGCACUUGAGAUAUUUGCUUAUGCUCUGCAGUUCUUUAAGGAACAGGCAUUAAAGGAGCUCAGUGACCAAGGAGGCUCGGACUUUGAAAACACUGAAGUAAGAUGGGUGAUUACAGUGCCUGCUAUAUGGAAGCAGCCUGCAAAGCAGUUUAUGAGACAAGCUGCCUACAAGGCAGGAAUGGCAUCUCCUGAAAACCCCGAGCAGUUGAUCAUUGCCCUGGAGCCCGAGGCUGCCUCUAUCUACUGCCGAAAGCUGCGCCUGCACCAGAUGAUAGACCUGAGUAGUAGGGCACCUGUCAAUGGCUACAGCCCGAGUGACACUAUUGGAACUGGAUUUACACAGGGGAAGGAGCACGUGCGCCGGAACCGGCAGAGCCGAACCUUCAUGGUGGAAAAUGUCAUAGGAGAGAUCUGGUCUGAGCUGGAGGAAGGUGAUCGGUACAUCGUGGUUGACAGCGGAGGAGGCACAGUGGACAUGACUGUCCAUCAGAUCAGGCUUCCUGAAGGACAUCUGAAGGAGCUCUACAAAGCAACAGGUGGCCCAUACGGUUCUCUAGGUGUGGACUAUGAGUUUGAGAAGCUGCUGUGUAAAAUCUUUGGGGAAGAUUUCAUUGAGCAGUUUAAGAUCAAGCGCCCCGCGGCCUGGGUGGAUCUGAUGAUCGCGUUCGAGUCCCGCAAGCGGGCGGCAGCUCCCGACAGGACCAACCCCCUGAACAUCACCCUGCCCUUCUCCUUCAUUGACUACUACAAGAAGUUCCGAGGGCACAGUGUGGAGCAUGCCUUGAGGAAAAGCAAUGUGGACUUUGUGAAGUGGUCCUCCCAGGGAAUGCUGAGGAUGAGCCCAGAUGCAAUGAAUGCUCUUUUCAAACCUACGAUUGACCAGAUUGUUCAGCACCUGAGCGAGGUGUUCGAUAAGCCAGAGGUGACCAACGUGAAGUUCCUCUUCCUGGUGGGCGGCUUCGCCGAGUCCCCCUUGCUGCAGCAAGCCGUGCAGAGCGCGUUCGGCUCCAGGUGCCGGGUGAUCAUUCCCCAGGAUGUGGGGCUGACCAUCCUCAAAGGAGCCGUUCUCUUCGGCCUCGACCCCGCGGUCAUCAAGGUGCGGCGCUCCCCGCUGACCUACGGCGUGGGGGUGCUCAACCGCUUCGUGGAGGGCAAGCACCCCCCGGAGAAGCUGCUGGUCAAGGACGGCACGCGCUGGUGCACCGACGUCUUCGACAAGUUCAUCUCAGCCGACCAGUCUGUAGCCCUGGGAGAGACUGUGACCCGCAGCUACACGCCUGCCAAGCCUUCCCAGUUAGUGAUAGUGAUCAACAUCUACAGCUCGGAGCAGGACAACGUCAGCUUCAUCACCGAGCCCGGCGUGAAGAAGUGCGGCACGCUGCGCUUGGAUCUCACGGGGACUGACGCCUCCGUGCCCAACCGGCGCGAGAUCAAAACGUUGAUGCAGUUUGGGGACACUGAAAUCAAAGCCAUGGCUGUUGAUGUUGCCACCUCUAAAAGUGUCAAAGUCGGUAUUGAUUUCUUAAAUUACUGACGGCCCUUUCUCCCGCCACAGCCUGUUUGUGAGACUGAUCUUCCACUGUUCCGUUUUUUGACUUCGUCUGUCAUGUCAUCACCGUGAAUUUCAGCAGGCUACAUGAGAACAGCUAAGGUGGGGUGUGUUGUGUUUGUGUCCUUUGGUGACCAAGGACUGCCUUUUGAAAGACCCUUAAAAAGUUCUAGGAGCAAAAGUUCCAGAGGUAGUAAAAGUUACCGAGUUACUCACGCAUGCUUAAAGAUCUACCUUUAUAAAUAAACACUGAUUAUUGUUGGGUCCUGAAGGUUAGUUAAAAAAAUACCAAGUUGUAAUCUCUUUGCCUUGUCCUUCUUCCUCUUCCUCCUGAGAAAAACUCACUAACCCACGUGGCUGUUGUAGGGGGUAUAUCUGUGUGGGAUAUCUGUUUAAACAGCACCAUCCUCUGGCAAUGGGAACAAAUUAGUAGUUUUAUUGUAUUCUUUUGAUUUUGCCCAGUGCUUUCAGAAUUUAAAGUGCUGAAAAUUAAUGACUCAAAGAAAUAGGAUCUCAAUUGCUUAAAUUCUGUGUAAAGAAAAUCCCCAGAAAUUCUUAAAAUUAUAUUUAGGAAAUACAUAUAUGUUUUGGGGGCCUAAUAUUGAUAGCUCCAGGUUAAAAACAAGGCCUUUGUUGUCAGAGCUCUCAGAACAAGCUGUCAGAUUAAUUAGCUAGCAUUACCCUCAUUAUACUUUGGAAAAUAAUAUUAAGAACAAACCUAUUUCUCUUUUGGGUCUUCUAAACUUAUUUUAUUAGUCUCCAUCUGAAACCACAGAAUCACAGAGCAGUUAAGCUUGAGGGGGACAUCCAUUGACUGUCUGAUAAAACCUCUCCAUUCUAAGCACUAUCAGUCAGAAGAAGUUUCUUUUUCUAAUUUUAUGGUCUCCAAAAUGAAGAUCCCUGAACUCCAGGCAACUUUUUUGACAACCCUCACUGCAAAGGUUUUUUUUUCUUACGCUUUAAAGGAAUUUAUUGCGUUUAAAUUUGUGCAUGGUGCCUCUCUCUUGCUCCUUCACUGGAUACCUCUGAGAAGUCUGGCUCCAUCCUCUUUCCUGUCUG